AUGUUCGACGAUUUCAUCGGUUUCAAUCAGCAACCCCGUAAACUCCGUCUCCCGCCCGUACCCACUACUUCUACAGAUUCCGACCCGAUUCUUGCUUCUAUAUUGCACCUACAAGCCAAGUUUGAUGUUUUAACCAAUCGCAUACAACGGUUAAAGAUCAACAACAAGAUUAACAAGAUCAACAAGACCAACAAGCACCCACCACGUUCACAGUCCAGAUCGUUGUUUAGUGCCCGUCCAUUUUGGUGCUGUUAUCACCAAUCUUAUGGCCCAAAAGCACGCACGUGUCAACCACCUUGUUCCUUCCAGCACCCCUUUAAACACCCUGGCCAGUCAGUAACGGCGAGGACUGUCUGUAUCCCUCCUCGCAUUAGUCGCCUAUUCCACAUCACCGAUCGUUCAAGUGGUCUACGUUUCCUCGCCGAUACGGGAGCUGAAGUUAGUUUGCUACCACAUAAGAAUCCACUUUCUGAUUCUGCUUCUUUCUCCUUACAAGCCGCUAAUGGUACCCGCAUCGCUACAUACAGCAAACGUUCCCUCACCCUUGACCUCGGAUUGCGACGUGCGUUCAAGUGGAUCUAUCCUUUGGCCGACGUCCAAGCACCCAUCAUCGGUGCAGAUUUCCUAACCCACUACAACCUACCUGUCGACGUGCAAAACAAACGUCUCUUGGACAUGCUUACUCCCAUCUCGGUUAACGGUUAA
Opisthorchis viverrini is the source of this 705-nucleotide messenger RNA. RefSeq lists its product as hypothetical. The transcript has 2 exons. NCBI's taxonomy places the organism in Eukaryota, Metazoa, Platyhelminthes, Trematoda, Opisthorchiida, Opisthorchiidae. The record is from RefSeq and is a predicted model, not a curated record. The coding region runs from base 1 to 705 and encodes 234 amino acids.